Melozone crissalis (California towhee) is the source of this 2115-nucleotide messenger RNA. It is a transcript of the gene GYS2, whose product is annotated as glycogen synthase 2. Gene Ontology annotation, molecular function: alpha-1,4-glucan glucosyltransferase (UDP-glucose donor) activity. Gene Ontology annotation, biological process: glycogen biosynthetic process. The record is from RefSeq and is a predicted model, not a curated record. Gene Ontology annotation, cellular component: cytoplasm. Lineage: Eukaryota; Metazoa; Chordata; Aves; Passeriformes; Passerellidae. The coding region runs from base 1 to 2115 and encodes 704 amino acids. The transcript has 16 exons.
AUGCCACUGGCGAGAUCCUUGUCCAUGACAUCUCUGAAUGGGCUUCUUCAGUGUGAGGAUGAAGACCUGCCCGUGGAGGAUUUGUUGCUCUUUGAAAUUUCUUGGGAGGUUACCAACAAAGUGGGAGGCAUUUACACUGUGAUCCAGACGAAAGCCAAAACUACAGCAGAUGAAUGGGGUGAAAACUAUUUCCUGAUUGGCCCCUAUUUUGAGCAGAAUGUGAAGACUCAGGUGGAAUUCACUGAACCUCCAAACCCUGCAGUUAAGAAGGCAAUGGACACCAUGAAAAGCCAAGGGUGUCAGGUCUUUUUUGGAAGAUGGCUGAUAGAGGGCAGCCCUUAUGUCUUACUGUUUGAUAUAGGAUCAGCAGCUUGGAACCUGGACAAGUGGAAAGGUGAAUUUUGGGAAGUCAGCAACAUAGGGAUCCCUUUUCAUGACCGAGAAGCCAAUGAUGCUGUGAUUUUUGGAUCAUUAACAGCCUGGUUUUUGAAAGAGCUUUCCUGUCAGUUUGAUGACAAGCCCAAUAUAAUUGCCCACUUCCACGAGUGGCAGGCAGGAGUGGGUUUAAUCCUGUCUCGAUCACAGAAACUUCCCGUCGCCACAAUUUUUACUACCCAUGCAACUCUGCUUGGCAGGUACUUGUGUGCAGCCAAUAUUGACUUUUACAACAAUCUGGACCAAUUUGACAUUGACAAGGAGGCUGGAGAGAGGCAGAUUUACCAUCGGUACUGUAUGGAACGGGCAUCUGUGCAUUGUGCCCAUGUGUUCACCACAGUCUCCCAGAUCACAGCUACAGAAGCAGAACAUAUGCUUAAAAAAAGCCCUGAUGUUGUCACCCCAAAUGGCUUGAACAUUAAGAAAUUUUCAGCAAUGCAUGAGUUUCAGAAUUUGCAUUCCAUGUACAAGGCUAGGAUCCAAGAGUUCAUUCGAGGUCAUUUCUAUGGCCACCUUGACUUCGAUCUUGACAAGACCUUGUUUUUCUUCAUUGCUGGGAGAUAUGAGUUUUCCAACAAAGGAGCUGAUAUGUUUCUAGAAGCCUUAUCAAGAUUAAACUUUUUGCUGAGGGUUCACAAGGCUGAUGUUACAGUUAUCGUGUUCUUCAUCAUGCCAGCAAAAACCAACAAUUUCAAUGUGGAAACCUUGAAAGGACAAGCAGUCCGGAAGCAGCUCUGGGACACUGCACAGUCUGUGAAAGAAAAGUUUGGAAGGAAACUCUACAAUGCCUUGCUGAAAGGAGAAAUCCCAGACCUGAACAAGAUUCUUGACCGAGAUGACAUAAGCAUUAUGAAAAGAGCCAUCUUUUCAACUCAGAGACACUCUCUGCCUCCAGUGACCACCCACAACAUGAUUGAUGACAGCAAUGACCCAAUCCUCAACACCAUCCGGCGCAUUGGGCUGUUCAACAACCGUACAGACCGCGUAAAGGUGAUCCUACAUCCAGAGUUUCUUUCUUCAACAAGCCCCUUGCUGCCCUUGGACUAUGAGGAGUUUGUUAGAGGCUGCCACCUUGGUGUAUUCCCAUCAUACUAUGAACCCUGGGGCUACACUCCAGCUGAGUGUACUGUGAUGGGCAUUCCCAGUGUAACCACAAACCUCUCUGGAUUUGGCUGUUUCAUGCAGGAACAUGUUGCUGACCCAGAAGCUUAUGGGAUCUACAUCGUGGACAGGAGGUUCCGCUCGCCGGAUGAGUCGUGCAACCAGCUGACCCAGUUCCUGUACGGGUUCUGCCAGCAGAACCGGCGCCAGCGGAUCAUCCAGAGGAACCGCACCGAGCGCCUCUCCGACCUCCUGGACUGGAAGUACCUGGGCAGGUAUUACAUGCAUGCCAGACACUUGGCCCUCAGCAGAACAUUCCCAGAUAAAUUUGAGAUGGAACCAAGUGCUCCACCAAAGACCGAAGGUUUCAGGUUCCCCAGGCCUUCAUCGGUGCCGCCAUCGCCCUCUGUCUCCCAGCAUUCCAGCCCUCACCACAGCGAAGCCGAGGAUGAAGAUGAGGAUGAGAGAUACGAUGAGGAUGAGGAAGCUGAAAGGGAUAGGCAGAACAUCAAGUCCCCCUUUUCCCUUGGAGCCUUGCCACAAGGAAAGAAGAAGCAGCAUGGAGAAUACAGGAACUGA